UCACUCCCAAAGUCUCAACUUUUCUCUACUCUGCCAUUUUCCCCCAUUGAUAUCAAAACAGAGGGGGCAGAGGAAAGAGAGAGACAGUGACCGUAAGCGAGGAGUGCAAGAGAAUCUUCUAAUUAGCAGCAAAAAUAGCCGAAAGAAAGAGCAAGAGAGAGAGCUGCAGUAGUAGAAUCUACUAUCCCAUUUCGUCGCCAUGCUUAGCUCCGGAUGAGGAAAUCCUCUUCUUUCCACAAUGGCGCCGGACCCUUCUUUAUCGGAGGUCCUCCCAUGGCUCAAGACCCUCCCCCUUGCCCCGGAGUACCGCCCAACCCUAGUAGAGUUCCAGGACCCCAUCGCUUACAUCCUCAAGAUCGAGCAGGAGGCCUCCCGCUACGGCAUCUGCAAGAUUGUCCCCCCUGUCCCCGCAGCUCCCAAGACCACCGCCGUCGCCAACCUCAACCUGUCCUUUUCCUCUCGUUCGCCCUCUGGCGACCCCACAUUCACCACUCGCCAACAGCAGAUCGGCUUUUGCCCGCGCCGCCCGCGCCCUGUCCAGAAAUCAGUUUGGCAGAGUGGCUGCCGAUAUACUCUCUCCCAAUUCGAGACCAAAGCACGUAGCUUCGAGCGUGCCCACCUCCGCAAAUCCCGUAAGAAGAACAGGUCUUCUACCUCACUUUGUCCCAUCGAGGUCGAAUCGCUCUUCUGGAAGACGGCCGCCGACAAGCCCUCCUCAGUCGAGUACGCGAAUGACAUGCCUGGCUCCGGAUUUGCGGAGCUGAGGGAGGGCGAGAUGGAUAUGACGGCUGCUGAAAAUGUGGGAGAAACUGCGUGGAAUAUGAGGGGAGUGGCGAGGGCGAAGGGGUCGCUGCUGCGGUUUAUGAGAGAGGAGAUCCCGGGUGUGACAUCGCCCAUGGUGUAUGUGGCCAUGCUUUUUAGCUGGUUUGCUUGGCACGUUGAGGAUCACGACUUGCAUAGCUUGAAUUAUUUGCAUAUGGGGGCGGGUAAGACUUGGUAUGGAGUGCCAAGGGAUGCGGCCCUGGCGUUUGAGGAGGUCGUCAGGAUACAUGGCUAUGGCGGGGAGGUGAACCCUUUGAUAACAUUUGCUACGUUGGCAGAGAAGACAACCCUUAUGUCUCCUGAAGUGCUAAUUAGUUCGGGGAUUCCAUGUUGCAGGUUGGUGCAGAAUGCUGGAGAAUUUGUUGUUACUUUUCCAGGAUCUUAUCACUCAGGAUUCAGCCAUGGAUUUAACUGUGGGGAAGCAUCAAAUAUUGCAACUCCUGAAUGGUUAAAAGUCGCCAAAGAAGCAGCAAUUCGGAGGGCAUCAACGAACUGUCCUCCUAUGGUUUCUCACUACCAGUUGCUUUAUGCUCUUGCUUUGUCUUUGUGUUCAAGGAAUCCUAAAAUUGUUUCAACACCAAAAAGCUCGAGAUUAAAGCAUAAAAGAAGAUGUGUUGGAGAAACAAUGAUCAAAGAAACAUUUGUUCAAAAUGUGAUACAUAACAAUAGCCUACUGAAUAUUCUCCUUGACGACGGCUCUUCAUGUUUGAUUCUUCCACAAAGAACAUUUGAUAAACCCUUAUGCUCUGGUUUACAUCUGAAAUUACAAAUGAAGGUAAAACCAAGAAUAGCACUUGGUUUAUGCCAUGCUGAGGAUAAAAUGGAAGGAAAUUCUGUUCAUGAUUUUUAUAUUGGAAGCAGGAGCAGCUGGCCUAGUUCGAGUGGCUUUUGUCCAGCUGAGGAGAAUUCUAAUUCUGUAUACUACAGAAAAAAUCUUUUAGCAACCAAGAUUAGUAGCUUAGGAUCUUCUGGUUCACAAAUUUUGUCUUCAAGGUUGCAGAAUAAAGAGGGACAAAAUAACAAAUAUCGAACUGAUGGAGUUUUAGAUCAGGGGCUGUUAUCAUGCGUCACUUGCGGGAUAUUAAGUUAUGCCUGUGUGGCUGUAAUGCAACCUAGUGAAGCGGCGGCUGAAUACCUCUUGUCUUCUAACUGCAACUCUUUUUCUAAUCAGAUUGUUGGCUUUGAGGAAAAUUGUGGCUUGAAUAAUGAAGCUACUUCAAACACACUCAAUUCUGAUGUUGACGUCAAUGUUGGACAUAUAGAGAAGAUUCAUUCUCCAGUCCAAGUUCAUUUCCGUAAUGAUGGUUUGCUUUCUAAUGCCAAGGUUGAGAGAGGAGCUUCAGCUCUUGACCUUUUGGCGGCUGCAUAUGGUGACUUGUCAGAUUCCGAAGAAGAUGCACUUCAUGAUGUUUCUUUCUGUGCUGAUGGUGACAAGUUAACUCAUUCAUCUCUAAUGUGCAUUGUGGACGACCAGUCAGCAUCUGACAAAGACUCUUACAGAAUGCAUGUCUUCUGUCUUGAACAUGCUGUGGAGGUAGAAAAGCGGCUUCGAGUAUUGGGUGGGGUAAACAUGAUGCUUCUUUGCCAUCCAGAGUAUCCAAAAAUUGAAUCAGAAGCAAAACUCGUGGCGGAGGAGCUAGGACUCGAUCAUCAGUGGAAAUCUGUAAAGUACAGGGAUGCCUCCGAGCAAGACCAAGAGAAAAUUAGGUUAGCCAUAGAAGAUGAGGAUGUUAUUCCUUGUAAUGGAGAUUGGGCAGUGAAAUUAGGCAUUAAUCUCUAUUACAGCGUCAGCCUCAGCCAAUCUCCAUUGUUCAGAAAACAACUGCCAUAUAAUGAGGUGAUAUACAAGUCCUUUUUUCAAAAAUCACCAGUAGAGCAAAUCAGCUCUGGAACGAUUUCUCGAAGGCAGAAGAAAAUAAUCUUUGCUGGAAAGUGGUGUGGAAAGGUGUGGAUGUCAAACCAAGUGCAUCCUUUUUUAGCUGAUCAAAACUUCCCAGAUGAUGAUGAUAACAUAGAUGUGAGUUUGGAGGCUAAUAGCUACAGAGAGAAUGUGAACCAAUUAGUUCUAUCUAGAAGGAAUUCAUUAAAUAGCUACACUGCCGAUAGGCGAAAUUCUGGUAAGAAGAGGACAAAAUCAGAGUACCUUUCAAGCGCUAGAAAACAUGCACCUGCACCUGCCAGGCUUGACAAAGAUUGUAAUGCUAGAUAUGCAGAAGAGAAUUCUGGAUAUGCUGGAAAUGCAGAUUGUGACCCAAAUACGGAUAGGUCCGAAGCUGAAACAGAUAUAGAGGAGGAUGAUGAACAAGCAAUUUUAGGAAGAAGGAACUCCACAAAUAACAAUGCUGUGGCUAGAAGGAAAUCUGAUCAUAAGAAAUAUACUGUCCGAUCAAGCACUAGGAAGUGUACGCAUACCUGGCUUGACAAAUCCAGUGAUGCUAGAUGUGCAGAGGAGAAUUCUGGAAAUGCAGAUGGUGAGCAAGAUAGGGAUAGGUCUGAAGCUGAUACGGAUAUGGAGGAUGAUAAACAAGCAAAUGGGUCAAGAUGGAACUCAACAAAGAACAAUGCUUACGCUAGAAGAAAAUUUUAUAAGAGGAAAAAAUCAGCUGUCAUAUCAAAUGCUCUGAAACAUGCACAUAUCAAGUCUGACAAUUUCAGCGAUUCAAGAUAUGCGAAGGAGAAUUCUGCACAUGCUGGAAAUUCGGCUUGUGCUCCAGAUGCAGAUAGGUCUCAAUCUAAUUCAGACAUAGAUGAUGAUAUACAGGCAACUAUACGAAAACGGCACCUGACAAACAGCAACGGUGCUCCUAAAAGGAAAUCUGAUGAGAAGAGGAAGUGUUCGGUUGUCCGGUCAAGGACUAGGAAAGCUACACAUACCCAGCUCGAAGAUUCCAGUAAUGCUGGAUGUGCAGAGGAGAACACUGGAAAUGCUAGAUAUGCUGAUGAUGACCGACACAGAGAUCAGAGUUCUGAAGCUGACACUGAUUCAGAGGGAAAAAAACAAGCGAGUGUGCCUAGAAAGAAUUUACCAAACAAUAAUGCUGCUGCUAGGAAGAAAUCUGGCAAGAAGAGGAAAAAAUUAAAGGAUGGUUGCAAUAGGAAAGCUGCGCAAACUAGGUCAGGCAGCUCUGCAAAAACUGGUUGUGCAGAGGAUAAUUUCUCUAUGAAAUGUGGUGGGAGGUUUAGCUGUGUUAGUCCAUCUGUAAAAGGAACCAAUCAAGAUCAACGCAGUAUGCAGCUCCGCAAGAGGCGGUUGAAUUCUGGUGAGGCAAAUGUUAUAGUAGCACCUGAGAAGCCUAACAACAGAAAGAAGAUUAAGAAGGCCCUUGAUUCUGUUCCUGACAAAGAAAAUUUCUCAUGUGAUAUUGAGGGCUGCUGCAUGAGUUUCAGGACAAAGCAUGACCUUUGUUUGCACAAACGGAAUGUCUGCCCAGAGAAAGGUUGUGGGAAAAAGUUCUUCUCACACAAGUACCUGUUGCAGCAUCGGAAGGUGCAUUGUGAUGAUCGGCCCCUCAAGUGCCCUUGGAAAGGCUGCAAGAUGACGUUCAAAUGGGCAUGGGCUCGCACAGAGCACAUAAGAGUGCACACUGGUGAACGGCCUUACUCAUGCAGGGAACCUGGAUGUGACCUAACAUUUCGCUUUGUCUCAGAUUUUAGCCGGCAUAGGAGAAAGACAGGUCAUUAGUCGGCAAUGAAGGAUAGAGCAUGAGAAUUAACUGUUUUUUUUGGUUCAGUUGUUGCUGAAAGGUGUGGGAGGCUCCUUGUUAGACCCCCUCUAAUUGCGAGGGACAAGUAGGGUAUAGGUUAGAAUGACACUUUAACUUUUGUUCAUCUGCAUCUGAUUCAAUUGCAGUAUUAUUUUUCUGCUUGGGCUCACAUUUGGCCAUUCAUUCUAACUUAAUUGAGCAGCCAUUUGUAUUGUAUGGAAUUGAAUUCUUUCAAAUGGGAACUAAUUUGAAAACAACUAUCAUUUAUCCAAGGUUUUUUAUUCUUAACGA
Molecule: messenger RNA, 4817 nt
Organism: Dendrobium catenatum
Lineage: Eukaryota; Viridiplantae; Streptophyta; Magnoliopsida; Asparagales; Orchidaceae
Product: lysine-specific demethylase JMJ705
Exons: 8
Coding region: 239-4504 (1421 amino acids)
Biological process (GO): chromatin remodeling
Cellular component (GO): nucleus
Molecular function (GO): histone H3K4me/H3K4me2/H3K4me3 demethylase activity
Source: RefSeq, a predicted model, not a curated record